UAAUAAUUUUUUAUAAUGAGAUGUAAUAAUAUGUAGUUUCAGAGAUUGUUCUCACCAAAGCAACUUGCAACCGCAACUUGAUUGCAACGCAACUGCAACGCAACGGAGCACAAACAAAUUAACGAACAUGUUCCCACUGGUUGCAACUCGACCGAAAAGCGAUCAAACUUGCAUGAAACUUAAUUGCAAUCGAUUGAAAGCAACUCGACAUGCACGGAUUUUUCUCCAGUUGCGUAUUAGUUACCACCGUACGAUCAUUUAUUUGUUUUUAAAAAUACACAUAUUUUUAAUAUUUGUAUUAUGACUAAUGAGCAAGAGAGAAACAUUUUUUUUGUUCAACAAAUCGAGCAACAUUCAUGUCUGUAUGAUAUAAGAUCUCCAAGUUAUACCAGGACGGAUAAAAAAGAAAGAGCUUGGGAAGAUAUAGCUAAACAAACUAAUGAAUCUGUUGCGACUUGUAAGGAAAAAUGGAGAAAUUUAAGGACCGUGUUUCUACGUCAUUUAAGAAAAAAAACACCAAGUGGAUCGCAAGCUGACUUUUCGAAAAAAUAUUAUUUGUACGAUGCUAUGCAAUUCCUUAUGCCAUUCAUUAAAAGCGGAAGACAACAAAAAGGUAAUUUAACAGCUCCACAACCCGAAACAGAAAUGUCGCCAAUGUCAGAUGUGAAUAUUUUUGAUGAUGUAACUGAAGAUGAAUUUCCAAACAGUAACCAUACAGUUAAUUCAGAACCUGUUCUCGAUCAAUCAACUUCUCAACCGACUCAACCUAUACAUAACAAAAUGUUGAGUAAUAUUGGCCAUCAAAAAAGUAACAAAAAAAAAACAACUAAUGAAAUUGAUGUGGACAGAUGUUUCAUCGAUUAUUUCAAAAACAAGAAACAUAAACCAAACGAUAGUGCCGAUGAAAAGUUUUUAUUAAGUCUAUUACCAGAUGUACAACAAAUGAGUCAAACACAAAAAAGGAGAUUUAAGAGGGAAGUGUUGGCUGUGAUUGAUUCAAUUUUGGAAGAACCAACUACAUCCACGCCAUCUACAUCAGAUACAGGAAAUACUUAUUCUUCGGAAACUGACAAUUCAACACUACAAACACCAAAUCACACUGUGGAUUCAUAUAAGGAUAACGAAUUUGAUUUUUAUUAUUAAAUUAAGUAUUUAGUUAAGUAUUU
This is a messenger RNA of Acyrthosiphon pisum (pea aphid), 1166 nucleotides long. RefSeq lists its product as uncharacterized. Lineage: Eukaryota; Metazoa; Arthropoda; Insecta; Hemiptera; Aphididae. The transcript has 2 exons. The coding region runs from base 301 to 1143 and encodes 280 amino acids. Gene Ontology annotation, cellular component: transcription regulator complex; nucleus. Gene Ontology annotation, molecular function: DNA binding. The record is from RefSeq and is a predicted model, not a curated record. Gene Ontology annotation, biological process: regulation of transcription by RNA polymerase II.